Molecule: messenger RNA, 1509 nt
Organism: Aspergillus pseudoviridinutans
Lineage: Eukaryota; Fungi; Ascomycota; Eurotiomycetes; Eurotiales; Aspergillaceae
Product: sugar porter family MFS transporter
Exons: 4
Coding region: 1-1509 (502 amino acids)
Biological process (GO): transmembrane transport; carbohydrate transport
Cellular component (GO): membrane
Molecular function (GO): carbohydrate:proton symporter activity
Source: RefSeq, a predicted model, not a curated record
AUGACCUUUUUACUCGUCACUCUCUGCUGUAUCUUGGCCACUCUAGGAUCUUUCCUGUUUGGUUACGAUUCGGGGGUGAUUGGGUCAACUCUCGAACAAGAGGCCUUUUUGCAUGACUUCCAUCACCCUUCUGAUGCUGCUACUGGAGGCAUUGUCUCUUCCUAUAAUGGAGGAGCCAUUCUGGGGUCCAUCGCUGUCCCCUACAUCUGCGACCCCUUUGGCCGCCGCCCAGUCAUGUUCGUAGGCGCUGUCCUGGCCGCUCUGGGUGCUGCUCUUCAGACGGGAGCCGUACACAUUGCCAUGCUGAUUGUCGGCCGUUUGAUUGCUGGCUUUUCCAUUGGCUUGAUGUCCACCACGAUUCCGAUCUACUGUAGCGAGGUUUCUCCCGCCCAUAUUCGUGGCUUUCUCGGUGCGAUGCAGCAGUGGAUGCUUGGGCUGGGUGUGGUCGUCGCCCAAUGGGUCGGAUAUGGCUGCUCUCUGCACACAGGCGCCUUUUCCUGGCGGUUCCCUCUAGCCAUCCAAGCCGUCCCCGCCGUCAUCCUCGGCAUUGGAGUCUGGUUUCUCCCAGAGUCGCCGCGAUGGCUGAUUGAAAAAGGCCACAAGGACGCCGGCAAAGACGUCCUCAACCGCCUGCAUCUCAAUCACACCCGCACCAAUACCGACCUCGUCGAGUCCGAGUUCACCCAGAUCUGCGAGAGCAUCGCCUCCGACUCCCGCACCGUCGUCUCCUCCUGGCGCCAGCUGCUGUUCUCCUCGCCCACCUGGCGCUACCGCGUGCUUCUCGCCUGCGGCAUCCAGGCCUUCACCCAGUGCUCCGGCACAAACGUCAUCCAGGUCUACAGCCCACGCAUCUACCGCUCGCUGGGCCUCCCGACCUCCACCACCCUCAUGAUCACCGGCGUCUGGGGCGCCCUCGCCCUGUUCUGGAACACCGUCUUCAUGUUCUUCAUCGACCGCGUAGGCCGCCGCAAGCUACUCAUCCCCUCUCUCCUCGGCAUGGGCGCCGCCCUGUGCGUCGAAGCCACCCUCGCCCGCUACUACGGCAACUUCGCCCCAGACUCCUCGGUCCCUUCGUCUCCUGCAGCGCUCCGCGCCGCCAUCGCCAUGUUCUUCGUCUUCUCGCUCUUUUUCACCUCUCUCGGCCUCAUCUCCUGGCUGUACCCCGCCGAGAUCUUCCCCACCGCGAUCCGGGCCCGCGGCUCGUCCCUCGCGACCGCCACGAACUGGAGCCUCAACCUCGUUUUCGCGCAGUGCUCGCCCAUUGCGCUGACCACGCUUCAGUACAAGUACUUUUACUGCUUCGUUGCGUUCAACUGGACGGCGGCGGUGAUUGUCUGGGCGUUCUACCCGGAGACAGCGGGCAAGUCCCUCGAGGAGGUGGGCGAGGUGUUUACUACCGGUCGGCAGCGUCGCAGGGCCCAGUCGUUUGGAGUGGACUCGCGGGAAGUUGUCAAGGCGGGCGUUGCGUUGGAGGUUACACAGGGGAAAGAGUUUACAAUGGGGGUAUAA